ACACACACACACACACACACACAUUGUAGAUAGCUGGUGAGCUAACACAAAUCUGUCAUUUCAAUAUAGCCAGUGUCACUCAAAAUGAGCGAAAACGACAAAGGCUACGGCGGACGGGUACGUAUGAGCUUUGUGAAUGCUUUCAUCGUACAGUUUUUGUUUUUUAUGGAUUUAAUGAUAAAUAAACGAUUCGUUUGUGUGGAAGUGAAAGUCGUAACGCUAGCAGCCAGUGUUAGCUAACGUUAGCUAGCUAGCUCAACUCUCUCAGGGGGAACACGCAUCCGGAAUUAUCAUUUAUUAUUAUUAUUAUUAUUAUUAUUAUUUAUGAUUUAUCAUAGCAUGCCGUUUUAAUUUUGAUCAGCUAAUGAGCUUAAGGCAGUGUUCAAUACACACUACGGUCUGCUAAUAGCCGCUAGCUGGCUAACGCUAGCUGACAAGUGUUAGCUAGGCCACAGGCCUCAAACACCGCGAUGUGAACUUCAAUCAAGCAGCUCCAAAUGUUCUUAAAACCAACCAGAACCUGUGAAUAAUGAUUAAUUCAUUCAUGUUUAUCGUUCACAUUAAGUAUGCAUCCAGUAUAAAGUCAGCGAUGUGGAUAUAUAGCGUUGUUAAAGCGGGCAGACGUGUUAAAACACCUUUAAUAAAUAUAUUUAUAUAUAUUAUUUAUUUACUGUGCAGACGGACUGUGUGCAGAAACCUGGUUAACUUAUAGGACUUAUCGUUUUCUGUGUCGACAUUAGCUUCAUUCUGCAGAAGAAAUUGAUUUAACGCAUUUUAAUUUUGUGAUUGUUUUAUGCAUUUUGAGACAGUAAACAAGAUCUCGAUUGAGUGAUGUGAAUUUACGUUUGCUAAAAUUAAUUAUUAGAAUAUUAUUAUUAGUAUUAUGAUUUCUCAUUUUGGGCGUGGUGACUUGUGUAACUCAAAACAACAUAAUGGUGUAUAAUAGUCAUUGUAGCCCUGUUUUAAUUUUUAAAACGAACGACCUCAAGAUUUCUGCUUAUUCAUCUGCAUUAACUUGCACAAAAAAACAUGUUUAUAUGUUUAAUAAAACAAUUUACUGUGGAUUAUAAACCCCAUAGACUUUAAUUACAUUUCUGUGUUUAGUCUCACAUGUCUUUGAAUUUUGGCUCUGGUCAGUGUUAAGCAGGGUUCACAGGCUCACUGGGAGUAAGGGGAAAUUAGAGAUUUGGUUUAGGACAAGUCUGAGGCCAGAUUAGUUUACAACAUACUAUGUAACUUAUUUUGUUUCUGUAUGUAUCUGAGGAGAUUGCUUGUUUUGUGUUAAAAUAAUAAGUUUUUUGUGACAAUUUACAGCUGAACAUGUUGUAAUUUAGUCUAUCACAAGUAUAUGGAGGCAGUUCUUCUGAACAAAUUAGAAUAUAACUGCACAUUAUAUUCAGUCAUUUUUAUAUAAUUAUGUGACCUACACCCUUGAUUUCUUUGGUUUUUGUUUAAUUAAAUGAACAAUACAAGACCACAAUGAGUAUAUGUUUAUGUGUGCCACUGUGUUUUGGUAUAUCUACAGCUUUGUGCUGAAGAUUGGCUCCCAAUGUUUCAUGUCUGCCUUAUCAGUGCUAAUGAUGCAAGUCAAUACAAAUGAGUGGCAGCAUCUUGAGGUCGUUUGGGGCUACUAGUCUAGAUUUAUUUAAUUUUGAGUUGGUAUCAUUCACAUUCAGUGGUAUGCACUUUUAUGCCUUAGAGGCCACUUUACAGAAAUUAUGUCAAUAGGAUCUAUUUAAGAAGGAACACAAUGAAUUAAAAAUGAAAAUAAUUAAUAUUUAAUUUCAUUAUUUUAUACCAUAUUGUGAAUAUGAAUGGUAGAAUAAUCCUGAUGCAGACAACCUUGUGUGUCUGACAUCGUACUUAAGUGUCCAAGAUACAUACAACCAGAAUGUAAAAUAUUAGAUGAAUGUGUGUUCAUAUGCUUUGGCAUCAUCUUUCUUUAUUAAUGUUUGCACUUAAGAUGCUUCAUAGACUUCUAACUGAAAGUGGCCCAUAGGACAUAACAGUGAAUGUAAAACCACUGAAAGUGAAAUAUUUAUACAACUAAUAUUAAAUAUUUGUAUUAUGUGGUCUUAAACAUUCCCAUGCAUGUCAUAAGAUCGUAAUAACACAUUAAAAGUUGAAUGAGGGUGCAGUUUUAAUUGCAGUCAUAUAUUCUUCAUCCUUUUCUUUUUCAUAAAGGUUAAGGUUGGACGAAGAAAAUACGGAAGAAGUCUCAUGUCUACUUUAUUUUCAAUAAUAUGAAGCUCAGAUGUGUGAAGCUGAAUUGUUGAAUGCAUGCUAAAACAUGAGGAGGGAAGAAGUAUGGGCAGUGUGUGAGAUGGGGGAAGUAAGAAGAAGUAAGACAAUUGAAGAAAGAAGAAUAAUGUGAAGUAAUGAAGUUACAGAAAUGAAGUUAAGGAAGUAAUCUGGAUAAGGUCACUGUGCUAAGUAAUUUUAUGGAGUCUCGCUCUGCAUCCAGGAGCGUGAGUCCACGGGGCUCAGGGAAGUCUGCAAGCCGCUCCCCGGCUCGCUCGCCUGCCCGUUCAAAAGAAGGGUCCCGCCACUCCCGCUCUAAGUCUCGAUCUCGGUCCAGGUCAAAGUCUGGGUCCCAUUCCCACCGUGGCUCACGCAGACACUAUAGCCGAUCUCGCUCCCGCUCAAGGUCCUAUCGCCGUCGAUCUCACAGUAGGUCCUACAGCGGAGAGCGCCGGCGCAGGAGCCAUAGCCGCUCACCAAUGUCCAACCGCCGCAGGCACAUCGGCAACCGUGCUAAUCCAGAUCCAAACUGUUGCCUGGGAGUGUUUGGCCUGAGCUUGUACACCACAGAGAGGGAUCUGAGGGAAGUCUUCUCUAAAUAUGGCCCCCUGGCAGAUGUCUCUAUUGUGUAUGACCAGCAGUCAAGGCGCUCCAGGGGCUUCGCUUUUGUUUACUUCGAGAACAAAGAUGACGCUAAAGAGGCCAAGGAACGAGCCAAUGGCAUGGAGCUGGAUGGUCGUAGGAUCAGGGUGGACUUCUCCAUUACAAAAAGACCUCACACCCCAACCCCUGGAAUCUACAUGGGCCGACCCACAUAUGGUGGAGGUGGUCCAAGUGGUCCUCGACGCUACUCACGUGACUAUGACCGUGGAUAUGACCGCGGAUACGACAGAGGCGGCUAUGAUCGCUAUGACGACAGGGACUACUACAGAUCAUACAGAAGGCGAUCUCCUUCACCAUACUACAGAGGGGCUUACAGGUCUAGGUCCAGAUCACGGUCUUACUCUCCCCGUCGCUAUUGAGUGUUUCUGUCAAGCCCCUCCUCUUCCCAAGCACAGACAGGAAAUGUUUCUGAGUGGUAUGAUUGAUUUCAGAAUAGAUCUUCUUUCUUCUGUUUGCUAUUGUACAUUAGCAGUAAAUGUAUACUAAAAUCAGUUGUGAAGCAGUGUCAUUUGACAUGAAUCAAGCUGCCCCCCCCUCCUUAAUUUUAAAUGUACAGGCUACAUCUGCCGUAAAUUAUAUAUUAAUGUUUUGAUUUUUUUUUUUGUAUACAAAUUGAGUGAAAAUUAAUCUUUGAACAGAUUAAAAGGGAGAUGCACUUUUUCAUUUUGACUCAUGUCCUUCCUUACAGACAAGGGUGUAUUAAAGCCUUUAUCUUA
Dicentrarchus labrax (European seabass) is the source of this 3620-nucleotide messenger RNA. RefSeq names its product transformer 2 beta homolog (gene tra2b). Bases 2442 to 3263 code for a protein of 273 amino acids. The record is from RefSeq and is a predicted model, not a curated record. The transcript is spliced from 8 exons. NCBI's taxonomy places the organism in Eukaryota, Metazoa, Chordata, Actinopteri, Moronidae. Gene Ontology annotation, molecular function: RNA binding. Gene Ontology annotation, cellular component: spliceosomal complex. Gene Ontology annotation, biological process: positive regulation of mRNA splicing, via spliceosome.